GCUCGUUGACUGCAAAUGGCGGAAGAGGACGAAUCGACCAGGACGUGCCGGCCAAUGGUGACGCAUCUAAGGGUGACGCAUCCUCCCAUCAGCUGUUUUUGUUUUGCUGACCGUUAACUUAGUGUGUGAUGUAUCCAGUCUGAGCCUGUCUUCUCUGUCUGCCUGGACCUUCGUCUACUCAGAAUACUGUGAGCGUGGCGUUUGGAUUCGAGGAAGCAGCAGGGGGAUCGACCCGGGCCCAAGGCCUACGACCUAGGCCAGCGAGAGGAGAGCGAAUCUCAUUUAUCGAAUGGAACCCCGGGACAUAGCGGAGGUUCCCGAAGUGGACCGAGGGUUUAUCUGCGCCUCCUUCAACCAGGACACCACGUCUCUGUCAGUGGGAACCAAGUCUGGAUACAGACUCUUCUCAGUCACUGCUGUAGACAAGCUGGACUGCAUCCAUGAAGGAGUGGAAUGUCCGGACGUGUACAUCGUGGAGCGACUCUUCUCCAGCAGCCUGGUGGUGGUGGUCAGUCUAUCCAUGCCCCGGAGAAUGAACGUCUACCACUUCAAGAAGGGUACGGAGAUUUGCAACUACAGCUACUCCAACAACAUCCUCUCCGUCAGACUCAACAGACAGCGGUUGGUGGUGUGUCUGGAGGAGUCCAUCUACAUCCACAACAUCAAGGACAUGAAGCUACUUAAGACCCUGCUCAACACACCCACCAAUCCUUCAGGUCUCUGCGCUCUCUCAGUGAACCACACUAACUCAUACCUGGCGUAUCCCGGCAGCGCCACCAUCGGAGAGAUCACCAUCUAUGACGCAAACAACCUGAGCACCGUCACCUUGAUCCAGGCCCACGACAGCCCCCUUGCUGCCCUCACCUUCAACGCCUCUGGCUCCAAACUGGCCAGUGCCUCGGAGAGAGGAACAGUCAUCAGAGUCUUCAACACACCUGAAGGACAGAGACUGUUUGAGUUCAGACGAGGGAUGAAGAGAUAUGUCAGCAUCAGCUCACUGUCCUUCAGCGCUGAUGCCCAGUUCCUCUGUGCCUCCAGUAACACGGAGACGGUCCAUAUCUUCAAACUGGAGCAGCACAGUCCCAGUCAGGACGAUGAGUCUCCCACCUGGUCGGCGUAUGUUGGUAAAAUGUUCACGGCAGCCAGCACCUACCUGCCCGCUCAGGUGUCUGACAUGAUGCAUCAGGACAGAGCCUUCGCCACAGUUCGCCUCAACAUGUUCGGUCUCAAGAACAUCUGUGCUCUGGCCACGAUUCAGAAGCUUCCACGCCUGUUGGUGGCGUCGUCGGACGGAAAUCUCUACAUCUAUAAUGUCGACCCACAGGAUGGAGGCGAGUGUGUCCUCGUCCAGAAACAUAGGCUGUUUGACUCCAGUGAGGAGCAGCUGGACCAGAAGGAACAAGAGAAACAAGAAGACGUUGCUCCUCCACCGGCUAGCCAAUCGUACGCUGCCACCGUGGCUCUUCCUUCAACCCCACCGUCCUCCACUGCUCUCAUGGGUUACUCUGAAGAUGGUGGAGCCCAGAAAGGCGACGUCAUCCCAGAGCACGAAUUUGCCGAGGGCCCAGUGUGUCUGGACGAUGAGGAUGAGUUUCCUCCAGUUGGCAACCAGAAUAACUGACCAUCACCUGCGUUCCCCUCCCCUCCAAAUGUUUAACCCCCCACAUCCUAAUCUCUAAUCCAGACUACAUUCUUUACCACAGAAAGGUUGGACCAGAAAAUUCCCCUGCUGGCCUCAGGGUAAAAAAAAAAUCAACUUCCUUCUUUUCUCUGAUUCUGUAUUUUUUUGUCUUUAAAAAAGAAACUAAAAUUCCAUAGAAAAAUAUGAAGAACAUUUCAGAAGUUUUGCUUAAGCUGAUUUAGAGUAAACCGCAGACACAGUAUUACCAUGGUAACACAUGACUGAUCCGUGGGAGAAAAAAGGUGGUUCCACGGUAGGAACUAGAACCAGGAACUGGAGACAGGUUCAAGAAGUACUUUAUGUUUAUUUUCACAGAGGUUUUUGAGAAACCAGAUUGAAUAUAAUUUUUUUUCAGCCGCUAAGAAAGACCGUUGUGGAGCUCACCAUUUUUGUACCUGAGGUCUUGCUGACAGACCUGGAGACAAUGACCAUGAACAUUAGGAACUUUUUCCAUGUGAGGCCAGACUCAUUUGCAUCAUCAUUCAAUGUCUUUAUAUAGAAUAGAACUGCAUUUUUUCCACUUGCCAUUUUUUCACAAACCUGUGGUGAAAAGAUGACAACAUUUCCUGUCAAACCUGAGCCAAUCUAAAAAAAUGUUACUGAUGGUCCAAGGAUGAAGCCCAGGUUUUUUUGGAUAAGGAGGGCAUUCAGCAAAACCAGAAGUCAACUGAGCUUUUAUCUUUCUCACAUGUCAGAGGCCUAAAAAUGCAUAAAGUCACAUGACCUAAUUGGUGUGACACCAUAGGAAUCCUUCGUAAACAAGAGGCCUUUGCUUCCUUGAACAUUAAUUCUAAUGCUUAGAGUUCCCAUUUGUUUGUGGCUGAAAUGUGUCUUCAGAGAGCAGGCGUUACAAUAAUGAGUACACACAGGUCUGACCAGGAACCACAGCAAGGCACAAGUUCCACAAAAAAGUACCAGGAUUCAUCUUGAGCACUUUGAUAGUACUUUGUUUGUCUGUUCAGUUUCACGUACUCUUGAAUCACUACUUAGAGAAUUAUGAUCGUGGCAUUUUUUUUUUUUUGACAGAACACAAACAGGUCCUGGGACCUUUAACCAGACAUUCAAUGUGUUGUGAAACAGACACCGUGCUGGUAAUGUGAUGCACUAUUUAAACCCUGAUACAUGCAGUAAGUAUUUGAUGACUUCAAAUGCAGCUGAGCUUCUAAUUAUGGCCAAGGGCGACGUGAGAGACUUGGAUCCAGAAGCUAAAUGUGAAAAAAAAAAUAAAAAAAAAUAACCAUUUUCAGCAGACGCCUUUGUUUUUACGAAACAAGACAUUAAGUAGUACAAUAAACGUGUAGGAUAUCAUCAAUUAUUAAUUUGAUGAAUUGAAUAUUAUUUUUGGUAUUACACAUCAGUUCAUAGUCUGAUCAUGUAUAGCAAUCUGUACGCAGGGUUUUUACUGUGUGUAUACUGUGUAUAUAACAUUUAUAUUGCAUAGAGUACUGGUUGUGAUAAGUACCAUGUCGUACCAUUAAGUUGCCAAAAGGUGGCAGUGUAGGUCACCUUUGGGUAGAUUCAUUAAAGCUGAGAACUGAC
This is a messenger RNA of Cynoglossus semilaevis (tongue sole), 3220 nucleotides long. RefSeq names its product WD repeat domain phosphoinositide-interacting protein 1. The transcript has 13 exons. Gene Ontology annotation, molecular function: protein binding. Lineage: Eukaryota; Metazoa; Chordata; Actinopteri; Pleuronectiformes; Cynoglossidae. The record is from RefSeq and is a predicted model, not a curated record. The coding region runs from base 290 to 1621 and encodes 443 amino acids.